UCCCGCGUAACAAACAAAGCAGAGCGAGCGCUUUGGCGGUCUGCAAGUUUAAGGAGGUUUGUUGUGGAGACUCCAAGUUUUGAACAUCCAAAAAUGAGUACAGCAAAAAAAGCAAAAACAGACAGUGGAAGAUCAUUCCAAGGGGCCUGGACAGAGUCAUUUGGAGUGAUUGAACGCAAUGGGAAAGCGUUCUGUGUUCUGUGUCAUGAAAGUGUUGUGUGUCGCACUUCAAGUGUCAGACGGCACUUUGAGACCAACCACAAAAGUGUUGCCAAACUUGAUGAAACUGAAAGAAAACAGUUUCUUGAAGAGGAAUUGAGGAAAUACCGUUCCCAGUAUUCUAGUGUUUGCAACUCUCCUAGAAAAAAUCAUCUGACAGCUGCUAGUUUUCAAAUUUCACUGUGCAUAGCAAAACAUGGUAAGCCCCUCUGUGAUGGGGAUAUUAUCAAAACAGCCAUGUUGUCUGUGAGUAAUUCCCUUUUUCAUGAUUUCCCAAACAAAGACAAAAUUAUUCAACGCAUCUCUGAGAUGCCACUUAGCAGAAGUACUGUUAAAGAUCGAGUCCAGCCCAUGGCAAGUGAAGUUAGUCAGCAGCUCACCAGUGACUUACAAAAGGCAGCCUGUUAUUCCAUGUGCUUGGAUGAAAGCACAGAUAUAAACAAUCAUGCAAGGCUAGCCGUGAUUUUGCGUUAUGCUGUUGGUGACAUCAUGAGAGAAGAGCUGGUGAAACUGGUGUCUUUGCCCGAAGGAACACAAGGGAUAGAUAUCUACAAUGCUGUCAUGGAGGCUUUUUUGUCACGAGACAUAAGGCCAGAAAAAGUGGUUUCAAUUAGUAGUGAUGGGGCACCUUCUAUGGUGGGGGCAACCUCUGGUUUCGUACAGUUCUUUGUUAAAGAAAUAAAACAUCAAGUCAUUCAGUUCCAUUGUAUUCUACAUCAAGCAGCUCUUUGUGCCAGGGAAAGCAGCAAAAAAUUUGACGAUGUCCUCAAAGAUGUCACAAAAAUGGUGAAUUACAUCAUGGCUCAUGCUCUGAAUUUUCAACAGUUUCAAGCACUUGUUGAGGAGGUUCAGGCACAGUAUAACUGUUUAAUUAUGUACAAUAAUGUCCGGUGGCUGAGCAGAGGACGAGUCCUGGAGAGAUUUGUAGCCUGCUUGAAUGAAAUUAGGCUGUUUAUGAAUGAAAAAGGGCAGGAAUAUCCACAGCUCACUGAUAUGGCCUGGCUUACCAACCUCAGGUUUUUUACAGAUUUUACACUACACUUCAACGUACUGAACAAACAACUACAAGGUGUAGGGAAAACAGCAGAAAGGAUGAUUUGUGAUAUCAAAACAUUUGAAGAAAAACUGCAGGUUUUUGAAAAAGACCUUGAAAGUGGGGAGCUGAAAUAUUUUCCAAAUCUAAAAAUGCAUUUAGAAAAUUCUACAUUUGCAGACAAUCCUACAAGCCAUCAGGAAAUCUACAAGGAAUUUUCUAGCAUUGUAGCAGCUGCAAAGGUGAAUCUUAGUAACAGAUUUUUACAGUUCCGUAAGUUGGAGACAACCCUGUGUUUUCUUACUUCUCCAGAUAAAGCCGAAUUUGAAGAACUUGAUCUUUCCUGCUUAGGCUGGUUAGAUUUAGGAAACCUGGAAAUGGAGCUAAUAGAAUUUCAAGAAAGCUCUCUCUGGAAAAAUAAAUUCUAUGACCUGCGUGAAACACUUGAGAAGAUAGGAGGGAUGACGAAGAGCAGAGUUAGUUUUGAAAAUGAAAUCCUUAAAGUAUGGAAUUCUCUGCCAAUUAUGUUUAAGUCAAUGAAAGCCCUUGGGGUUGCUUUCCUUACUUUGUUUGGCUCAACUUAUACUUGUGAGCAGCUGUUUUCAGCUUUGAAUUAUAUCAAGUCUGACACCCGAAACAGACUAACAGAUGACCUGAGUGCUGCAUGUGUUGGUCUUAAUCUUACCAAGUAUGAGCCAAGGUUGGACACAUUACCAGCCUGCAGUCACAUUUAAUUGUUCACAAGCAUGUUAAAUGCAAACUUUUACAUUUCAAUAAAAAGUUAUUUGUAUUAUUGAAA
Molecule: messenger RNA, 2051 nt
Organism: Notechis scutatus (mainland tiger snake)
Lineage: Eukaryota; Metazoa; Chordata; Lepidosauria; Squamata; Elapidae
Product: general transcription factor II-I repeat domain-containing protein 2B-like
Source: RefSeq, a predicted model, not a curated record